This is a messenger RNA of Saccoglossus kowalevskii, 2023 nucleotides long. RefSeq lists its product as uncharacterized. NCBI's taxonomy places the organism in Eukaryota, Metazoa, Hemichordata, Enteropneusta, Harrimaniidae. Gene Ontology annotation, molecular function: protein binding. The record is from RefSeq and is a predicted model, not a curated record.
CGAGUUUUAAUAACAAACUUACACUACCAAUUACAUCAACUCAUGAGAAGAGGUGCACCAUAGCCGUAACCAAUUGAUGGGAACACUUAAUCAGUAGUGCGCAUUGAAUACACAGCAUUAGUAAUAUGGCUAGCAAUAAAGGAGGAUGUGCUGGACAUUGGGAGAAAUUGGCUGCCAUGCCAACGAAACGUGUUUACAGUGCCCCUGUUGAGGUUGAUGGAAUCCUGUAUGUUGUGGGAGGAUGUGACAGCCUUGGCAAGCCUAUUGACUCUCUGGAAUCUUAUGAUCCUAAGAAAAAUAAAUGGAGGCGACUGGCAAAUAUGCCCACACCGAGGGCAGGACCUGCAGUUGUUGCUGUAGAUGGUUGUAUUGUCGCUAUCGGGGGUGUAGGGCAUGACCAGUUACCGGUUAAUAGAGUUGAAAUGUAUAACGUAAAAUCAAAGACUUGGUCAUUACUGAAACCUCUUUAUGAAGAGGUAAUGGGAGUAUCAGCUGUUGUGUUUGAGAAUAACAUCAUAGUUAUCGGAGGAAUGAAAAAAAACACUGAUCCAUCAUCCAAAGUCACAGUUUUAGACAUCAAGGAAAAUGUAUGGCAUGAACUACCAGACCUUCUGACUCCCAGAUACGCCACAUCAUCAUACCUGAUUAAUAAAAAGUUGUAUGUCUUAGGUGGAAGACAUGGCAAAAAAGCAACUCCUGCCUUUGAAAUGCUUGAUUUAGGCUUGUCAGUAGAUGACAGGAAGUGGGUCAAACUUCCUGAUAUUCCUAGUAAACGAGUAUUUCCCUGUUAUGCCUCUUCGGAUACACAUUUCUUUAGCCUUGGUGGACUUCACGAAAAUCCCCAGAGUCGUGAUGUAAAUGAUCGUUUUUCUGAUGUCAUGGAAUCUUAUGACAUUGAAAAGGGUGAAUGGGCCGUUAAUACCCCAAUGAUUACGAAGCGAGGCGACUUUUCUGCAGCUUACAUGAAUGGAAAAGUAAUAGCAGCUGUUGGAAUGAGUAAUCAGGGCAAUGCGUUGACUGAAGUUGAAGAAUUUGACUUAACCACCAAUCAAUGGGAGAAAGUAGAAGCAACUUCUGUUGCACAGUGUUCAUGUGCUUCUAUUGUCUUUAAAAAUCGUUUCCUCAUUAUUGGAGGUCUCUCAAAUCAAGGACCUUGUAAUCACAUGCAAGCAUAUGGAAUAAAGACAAAAUCAAGUUGAUUUGUAAAACUACAGGGUACUGAUCUCUCAAUCAGACUUGAAUGUCAUGACUAGAGAUUUUAUCAGUGAUAAAAACGAUUUGGUGAGCAAAAUUUUGAGGACCAAAUUAGAUAAUAAUUAAGAAUUUUUGUCAAACGUUUCCUUUCAAAAUUUUUAAAUAAGGGGGAAUAUUUUCACUUACACAUUUAUCCAGCAGUGAUUGUUUUUUUCCUCUUUUCCAACAUACUGGAACAUUUAUUUCCGUACCUACUGACUGAUGGAUUAUGUUUCUGGGAUUUUUGCUCACCAUUUUCUGACAAAGAUUCUUUAUCUGAUUUAUAGGCAACAUUUUGCUCACCAAAUGGUGCUCGCUGUUUACCUGUACUCCCACAACUGUAAUUUUAAAUGAAGUUGUAACAGUAUUAGGUACUGUUUGUGGCUAUUUUUCGGCCAUUUUUAGUCCCCAAUUAGAUGAAGUUCAAUUGAAUGUCUUUGUAUGAGCAGGUCUUGUUUAUAUGUGGACAGACAUUCAAACUUGGUUACAUGCAUUGACAUUAUAGUACCUGGACGUGCAUCACUUUCAUUUUCUGAUUUCUUUCUCCAGAACAGUGUUUUGGCCCUGCAUUAUAAGAUUAGUUGAUCAAACUUUGUGUGUAUAAUGUGCAUUGAAUAUCACGGCACCUUGAUGCAUGUUGCUUUUAGGAGCUGAUUACAAAUGGCAAACUGGCAGAAAUUUUGUUUUCAACAAGUGGUAUUUCUGACAAGCUUUACACAUACAAUAUCGAUGUUCAGAUUCAAUAUUGAGAUGGUCAACUGGUGUCUAAAAUUGCACUAAAUUUGUAUCA